Trichoderma citrinoviride is the source of this 2427-nucleotide messenger RNA. Its product is annotated as FabD/lysophospholipase-like protein. Gene Ontology annotation, molecular function: A2-type glycerophospholipase activity. NCBI's taxonomy places the organism in Eukaryota, Fungi, Ascomycota, Sordariomycetes, Hypocreales, Hypocreaceae. Gene Ontology annotation, biological process: glycerophospholipid catabolic process. The transcript has a single exon. Bases 1 to 2427 code for a protein of 808 amino acids. Gene Ontology annotation, cellular component: cytosol. The record is from RefSeq and is a predicted model, not a curated record.
AUGAGAUACCCCGUGAAAUUGCCGCGGCCAUCGAUAUCGCUCAGGUCGUGUCUGAGAGCUUCACGACGCCCUCCAGGAGUGGCCGCUCAGCUGGACCGCAGCUUCUUCACGCAGUCAAAACGCCAAAAGAGACAGCAGCCAACAAGCUUGCCGGCUACAGUCCUUGCCCUAGGGCUCUUCACGUGGUGGUUGUACCCAACAGACGACUUUGCUCGCCUGUCCGAAAGCCAAAAAGCCAAGAGGAGGAGAAGAGAAGACGAAGAUGAUGAGGAAGAGGCGGACGAUCAGGAGUCUUAUAGACUCGUGACGGAAAAAUCAGACGACGGUGCAUGGGCGUACUUUGCGCGGCAGUUCGAGUUCUUCUCUUCGGCGGCCGAGCUGGAAUGGGCUGCCCUGUCAGAUCGGCUGGUCGAUGCCAUCAUCCCGGAGUGGUGGAAGAAUAUACCUCUUUACGUGAGGAAGCUCCAGCGGGAGCUUUCUGCGUCUCCAGGAUCGCUAGCGGAAGAGAUAUGGCAGGAGGCUCAUGACCCUACGGUCAACCCCGAGAUCCAAUACUCUGCUGCUGUUCGAGUCUCAUCGGAGCUGUGCGACGAAGAGAAGGAGUUUCUCUCGAGACGGAAAGUCGUCACCAGGGCGGCGUUGGCCAAGUAUCUAGGGCUCGAAGAAAACGAUAUCCACCCUGAGGAUGUGCCAACAAUUGCCAUGUGCGGAUCGGGAGGGGGGAUGCGAGCUCUGAUAGCAGGGACUGGGUCGAUGUAUGCGACAGAUGAGGAUGGACUCCUCGACUGUGUCACUUAUACCGCUGGCGUAAGCGGGUCUUGCUGGCUUCAGAUGCUUUACCUCUCGUCCAUUGCGAGAGGAAGCGUCAGCGCUCUUAUACAGCACCUCAAAGCAAGAGCAUCUACGCACAUAGCCUAUCCACCGGUCGCCUUUCAAUCCCUCACCUCACUGCCGACAAGCAAAUAUCUGCUGAGUGGACUGGUCGAAAAGCUAAAGGGAGACACCCAUGCCGACUUUGGAAUCGUCGAUAUCUACGGCAUUCUGCUGGGCGCCAGAUACCUGAUACCUAGGGGCGAACUGGGCGUCGAUGCAAGAGACUUCAAGCUAUCAAAUCAGCGCCUAUAUCUGCGGCAGGGACAGUGGCCGCUGCCCAUAUACACAGCUGUGCGCCAUGAGAUUCCCGCUGAAGAGAAGCAGGACACUGAGAAUCUGGAUGCCCCAGUGAGCACUAUGGAACAGAUGAAGAAAGAACCCUACUUUCAAUGGUUCGAACUUACGCCCUACGAAUUCUUUUGCGAGGAGUUUUCGGCUGGAAUUCCGACGUGGGCUCUCGGUCGACGCUUUUCCAACGGACACGACGUAUCUGAUCAUGGGUUCCAUCUCCCAGAGAUCAGGACUCCUCUUCUCAUGGGCAUCUUUGGAAGCGCGUUCUGCGCGACGCUCAGCCACUACUAUCGCGAGAUUAGACCCCUUCUCAGGACCAUCACCGGUUUUCAGACGAUAGACGACCUAGUAUCGGGCAGAAACGAGGACUUGAGUAAAGUACACCCUAUAGACCCUGCCAUUAUCCCCAACUUCGCAUAUCAAAUGUACGGGAAGCUGCCCAGCACCACGCCCAGGAGUAUUCUGGAAGGGGAGUACAUCCAGCUCAUGGACGCGGGAAUGUCGAACAACUUGCCCAUAUAUCCGCUGCUGCGGCCCGGCCGGAACGUGGACAUUCUCAUUGCCUUUGAUGCCUCGGCCGACAUCAAGACGGACAACUGGCUCUCUGUUGCGGAUGGCUAUGCGCGACAACGAGGCAUCAAGGGAUGGCCGGUAGGCAUCGGAUGGCCAAAGCCGGAUGAGACACCCGAGCAGGCGAGAAAGGAGCUGGAAGAAGCCCAAGCCGCGACAGCAGCCGAAGCAGAACGAAAGGUGGAAGAGGCCCAGGCCGAACAAGAAGACCGUCGAAAAGCGGCUGCAGACGAGCAGAAAAAGCUCGACGUCGAAUCCAAGUUCGCGCCGGGUAGUGAAAACGCAGGGGAGCUCGGCUACUGCUCCGUAUGGGUCGGGACGACGGAAGAGCGAUCCACAGACUCGCCGCCCAUCACGAAGCCCAUCACGGACGACACCUCGUGGCGGCUUCUGGAGCCCGACGCGGGCCUCGCCGUCAUCUACCUCCCGCUCCUCUCCAACGAAAAGGUGCCCGGCAUCUCGCCCGGCACGACGGAUUUCCUGAGCACGUGGAACUUUGUGUAUACCCCUGAGCAGAUAGACAGCGUCGUCCGGCUUGCGCGCGCGAAUUACGACGAGGGCAAGGACCAGAUCAGAGCCACUGUGCGGGCUGUGUACGAGCGCAAGAAGCAGCUGCGCGAGCAAGGUGAGGCGCAGCGCCGAGUGAACACGGGGGAGGCGGCUCUGCUUCAUCAUGGAGAUCAGUUUAGCUAG